Gordionus sp. m RMFG-2023 is the source of this 1659-nucleotide messenger RNA. Its product is annotated as kelch-like protein 31. The record is from RefSeq and is a predicted model, not a curated record. Bases 1 to 1659 code for a protein of 552 amino acids. NCBI's taxonomy places the organism in Eukaryota, Metazoa, Nematomorpha, Gordioida, Chordodea, Parachordodidae. The transcript has 8 exons. Gene Ontology annotation, molecular function: protein binding.
AUGAUAAAUAUAUCAUCCUCUUCGGAUAUUAUCAUAAAAGCGCUCGAGGAAUUAGAAAAAGUUCCUCACAUGGGGGCUCUGGAUGUUAAAUAUUAUAAAAUUUUAACCGAAAAGUUUCUAGAUCUAGUAUGUACUAAAGAAUUUCUUGAAUUAAGUAGCGGCGCAGUCACUCGUUUAUUGGGAAAUGAUUUCUUAGGAAUAGACUCUGAAUCGGAUGUGCUGAGAGCAGCAUUCAGAUGGAUUCAUGCAGAUAAAGAUGCCAGGAUAAAAUUUUCAAACGAUAUAUUGAAUUGCGUAAAAUUAGUUUACAUCGAUGCACCCGAUAUAUUUGCUUGCCUGGAAGGUAAAGAAUAUAUUUCGUUUAGUAGUUAUUGCAAUCAUCAUUUUCAUCAGGCUUUAUGGUAUCAGACUUGCAAAAAUCACAAUCAAUUAGAUAAAGUAUUUUUUGAGAUUCCCAAACCAAGAAAAUCAACACAUGCUGAAAUGUCAAAAAGCUGUUUGGUUUGCAUGAAAAAAAGUGGGUUAAGCAAUGUUAAUACAGCGACAAAUUUAUCUUACAAAUUUCAAAAUCAGAAAUGGACUAAAAUGCCUAACAUGUUAAAAGAGAGGUCAGAUCAUCAACUAGUAGCAUUUCAAAAAAAGCUGUUUGCGAUAGGUGGUUGCAAUAAACAAACCAUGCAGAUAGAAUCAGUGGAAAAUUACGAUCCACGAACGAAUGAAUGGUCAGAAAGUGAACCAAUACCAGAGGCUACUAUGUCUUUAGCUAGCUGUGUCCAAGGAAACUAUAUAUGGAUAUCAGGAGGCAUUAUAAAAUCUAGCAAGGAAGAUAAAGCUAAAAUGACAAAAAAUGUGGAGAUUUAUGAUCAAGUGCAUAAAAAAUGGUUUCAUCGUCCCCAACUUCUAAUAGCCAGAUCAUAUCAUUCCAUGAUUAGUUCUGGAAAGCAUUUAUAUAUUAUUGGUGGAGCAGCUUUGAGUGAUAAAAAAAUAAUAAGCCUAAAUUCUGUAGAGUAUUUUAAUGAAGGUUCCAGAACAUGGGAAUCAAUAGCAUCCUUUAAAAUUCCGAGACUGAGAUUUGGGUCAGUAUAUAUAGAUAAAAAGAUUUUGAUUAUGGGGGGUUACAAUAGUCAAAAUAACGUCGAAUUGGAUAGUUGUGAAUGCUUAGAUAUAGACAAUGAAAAAUGGGGAUCUAGAAUUGAAAAUAUGCCAGACCCUAUUAUUGGAAAUAUUUGUUCUAUAAAAAGUCUAACGGAUUCAAACCUGUGUUACAAAGAUUGGUACAACUUAUUUCAAAAAUUUAAAAACACACAAUCAAUAUUAUUAUCCGAAGACGAUAUAGACAUAAAUAAAGCUAUUCAGAUAGCUACUGCAGUAGAAAAAGCAAUAAGAAAUACAAAAUUAAUACAAAAUGAUGAAACUAAAAUCGAUCAUUUAGAAGAGGAACAUAAUGAUAAUAUAAAUAAAAUUAAAAAAGUUAAUAAUGAUAAUGAUAAACAAACAAAAUCAUAUAAUACUAAUGAUAAUGAUAAACAAUUAAAAUCAUAUAAUAAAUAUAAUGCGAGCUAUAAAAAACCAAAUCCAUGCCACUCCUGCGGUGGAAUGCCACUUGUUAUAAAUGCAACAAAAUUGGGCACAUUGCUCGAGUCUGUAGAAAAGAAAUAG